AGGCUCAAACUUCGCGCCCGCGGGCGCGGUAGGGAAGGGGGGUGUCCCACCAGCACUGCGAGUGUUUGGUGGGAUGACCAGCCCCAGUAUGAAGGGCCGGCUGCUCCUCCUAACUAUGCGCCAACACUGCUUGGGAGCUCCCAGGGACUCAUGGAGUCCAGUUCGGCCCCAUCCUUGACCUGGGCUCAGCCAGGUGGACCCUGGGUGAAUCGGAGAGAUCACUUGGUCACCACCGGCAAGAGCGUCGCGGCCAUGCCUCCCAUGAACGAGGCAGCUGCCGUGGCCUGGAAAGCCCGACGAAAGGCCACACUGCAAGGUCAGCUGGGCACCGGAAACCGCAUUAGUUCUGUGGUGCAAUACCCGGUGUCCACGAGGGACCCAGACAACAUGUGCUCCAACUACAAGCGGCACCUCUCUGCGGAGGAUCGUCGAAUUCUUCGCGUGCGUGUGAAGCAUCACAUGCGGGGACAGCCAUCUUGGCCGAGCAAUGUGUAUGAGGCCGAGAAAGUCUUCCUGCAGACCUUUGCAAAGUGCCCAGAGCUUUGCACUGCCUUCUAUGGCAACGAGGACUUCUGCGAAAAGUUGCUCCGGGAAUCCGUCCUGGCUUUCGAGCACGGCAUGUUCGAGGAUGCUCCAAAACACACCCAGUUCAGGAUGAAUAAUCCCAACUGGGAGGAGACCUUCCAGAACAAGGCCGCUGUCGGUGCUGGCGAGGUGGUACGGCGUCUGGCCGAAGUCAGUCCCAAGACGUUGAAACAGUGAGCCCAAGCUGGUGACGAGCGGAUGGAGAGCGGAUGGAGCAGCCUGA
Durusdinium trenchii is the source of this 808-nucleotide messenger RNA. The record is from the annotation of a GenBank genome assembly. NCBI's taxonomy places the organism in Eukaryota, Dinophyceae, Suessiales, Symbiodiniaceae.